Messenger RNA from Talaromyces marneffei, 2223 nucleotides. RefSeq lists its product as uncharacterized. The transcript has 3 exons. The coding region runs from base 1 to 2223 and encodes 740 amino acids. The record is from RefSeq and is a predicted model, not a curated record. Lineage: Eukaryota; Fungi; Ascomycota; Eurotiomycetes; Eurotiales; Trichocomaceae.
AUGGCUGAACCAUCUCAGCGCACCUUGUGGUGUGCUUUCCUUGAUGACCUUCAGAGACCGUUCUCUGUAGACUGUGCUCUCGGUGUUGACACUAUUGAUAAAGUCAAAAAUGAGAUUUGGUCGAAAAAUCAGCACAAGCUUGCUCGGAGUGAUUAUCCCGAGCUCGAUCUCUACAGCCCUUCCAGCCCAGUCAAGAAUAUUCUUACAAAGGAGAAUCUUGUACAUCUCCAUCCGCGCAAACGAAUAUUAUCCGACUUCCCUCGAUCAAAUGAUCCAGAAAUUGAUGUUGUUAUUAUCCGGCCGCAAGAACAACAGCAAAGUGAACUUGGUGACUAUCCCGAACGAGGGAAACGCGUCGAAUAUGAGUACGAGAGAGGGAAAUUGCCUUACAAACCUCCGAGACGUAACACGCUCCUGGGUUCACUGGGAAGAGCUUGGGAUUACCAGGUGUCCCCGCAUCUAAUUCGAGAACUCCGAAGGCGCAUGCUCCAGCACUAUACCGCAUUCAUUGAAAAUCGUACUGAUAAACAGCACGUUCCUCUUUACUUGUUUUUAUCUGGUGCUGGUACUGGGAAAUCGAGAAACGCCGCUGAGCUUCAUAAAACCGCUUUUGAUUGCUUCAAUGGCACGCAUUUUCCAAAGAAUGACGAUGACGAGUUAGCAAGGAGGGAGGAUGAAUUAGCACGGCUGCUAGAGAAUCCAUUUGUCUUUCAUAUUACCAUGGAAAAUGGAACAAGCAUCAAUACUUCUCGUGAUGAAAAUCCCUGGAAGGCAAUCGGCUCUCGGAUGCUAUUGCAGUUACUCGGAGAACCUGACAACACAGAGGAUGUCCUCGAUUCAGUUAUUAAUCAGUGCGAUUUGGAGACAAGGGCAAUAUUCAUCAUCGUGGAUGGGCUUCACAAUGUUACCCGUUUUGGAGAAGAUGCUUGGGAUGAAACCUUGACCAAUCUUGGCCAACUAGCACAUUGGGGUGGCUUUGUAGUAGUUUGCGCGACAUCAACAGUUUCAGGACCUGUUGAACAUAUUUUGAAAGGCUCUCGUCGAAUAAGGGUAUCACUACCAUGCGAGCCCCUUGAAGUGCCUACAAUUGAUCAGAAACCGGUUAUUGAGACCAAGAACAACAUUGUUGCUGAGAUGCUGGUGAAGGAUUGUGACGGGCAUGGUCGGGCUCUAGAAAUGGUAUCAUCAUUAUACCGGCGAGGGCUUCUUUCCGGAGAUCCAGGCCCAGAUGUGAAGGAAAUUGCACGACAGCUAUCUGAGACAUAUGCUGGUACAAUUCCUGAUGAGCCUGUUGCCCUUUCCAUGGUCAAGGCAGUGAUGGUGAACAAGCUAUUGAAAAAAAAUGAGUUCAUCCCUGGGACGCAGACAACACCAGAUGCCGUUUGCCAGAAUGGGCUUAUCCGGUUUCAAAGUGUUGAGGCGCCAAGCGCGCAAGGUUAUCUAAGAAUUUCAUACAUGUGGAUAUUGGUUUUAUGUAUCACUUAUCCCAAAACCCCAUUUUUUGAGGAGCUCCAAUUCCUCGACUACCGUGCGUACCGCGCGAAUGCGAACCCUGGAGAACCGGGCCGCCUAUCAUGGGAAGAUUUCGAAAGUAUAAUGGUGAAAGUUCGAAAAAUAAAAUCACACGCCUUUGAUGACGGUGUUCAAGUGACAAUUGGUGACAUACACAGAGGGGCAGUUAUGAGUCCAGAGAUAGCAAAGGUUUCUUUCACCAACUAUCACCUCAGUGAUAUAGUUUCCAAGUACAAAAUCGAGCCUACUUGGACGAACUCUUCCAAUGAAAAGGAGUGGAAGAUAGAGACAGCCUCAUCCGAGACUUUGCCGACGCAGAUCAUAGAUCUUCGAGAACAUAAACAUAUUGUUCUAAACGGUAAAAAUGCCUCUGAUGCGGAUGCUUUCUUAUCCCUCGACUCAAUACCCACUCGCAAUGAGGUGCAUCAAUAUAAGGAUAUAAGGGAUGGCAGUAAGGUGAAAUUUAAUGAUGAGCGCAAAAAGGCUGCAGGUGAUAAUGAUAUUUUUUGUCUCUUUUGCACUAGUAAUUCUCCGAAAUUGCUGCAAUUUGUGCCAUAUGGAUCAGUUGUGGUGACUGCGAAGAACUGGAAUGACUAUUUCGGCCCAUACGCUGCUCGGUCCUUUAUCUAUGCAAGGAAAGCUAAGGAGAAGAAGUCUGACGAGGAAAUAUCUCUACAAGGGAAGAAGAGAGAGUAUAGCCAGAUUUCAUGA